AUGGCCCCUCCUUCCACCCCAUCUCCCCACACACAGGCACGCAUACAGCCCGCUCAGCUUCACAAAGCUCAGUCCCCACCUCAAGCAUCAGCUCAGUACCCGCCUCAGAAUGACGACUUCCUUCGUCGCCUUUCCUUUUCAAGCGCUGCAGAGACGCAAGAUGUGGAUGAAAUGGUAAGACAGAAGUUCACAUUUGGCAGAAGCACCGUGGCUCCUCUGAGACAGGGUGGUCGAGUGGCUGCAGAGGCUCAGCCUGCGCAGCGUGCUGCUGAAGUCAAGCAGCUCAACGAUGCCAAGGUAGAUGCUACAAGCGCUUCUGCGGCUUCCUCGAUCGAUCCACGCCUCAAGUUCCUGCUCGGACAGUCCCCACCAACCACUGCCCAUACCUCUGCUGAGCUGAGCGCAACACAGAAGAACAUGACCGCAGUCUCAGUGAAAUCGCUCUCGGUGCCCGAUUUGGACCAGCUGUGGAAGUCGCGCACUAACAGCAAUCGAGACAUUAGCAGUGGGAGCGCUAUUCGAAAAGUCCUCGGCGAGAGUGGUCGGUCGAGCAAUGCGAGAUUUGGACCCCAGCUCUUUUCUAUGAGCGGCAACAAGCUUCCUGCUACUGCUACCGCUGAUGCAACGCACAACGCGACUCAGGCUCUGGUACCAAGCGUUGCUCGAAACGAGUCAGACCAGGCCUCUAGGAGCUUGCUGGACGUCGCCAGCUCUCUUGCUGCUGAACAGCAGAGCACAAAGUCUGCUGCACCCUCCACGACCAUUUUGCAGCCGGCUUCUAAUGCGACUCACUCGACUCGCAAGCGCUCACUGACCAUUCUGCAGCAAAGCUCGCCCGUCGAAGGUGCUCGAGCUGUGCCUUCUGUCCCUACAGCUGCCAAGACUACCACUACCACCACGGAGCGAGCCCCCGCUAACAAACGACCUCGAGCUAUUGCCCCUGACCUCAGCAUCUUGAAUGACGGCUCUAGGGACUUUCUGCGUAACGUCGAAGCCGUUGGGCGUGAGCGAGAUGGGCUCAAGACUGCCGUCAAGGAGCUGGAGACAAAGCUCAGUAACUUGAAGAAGGACCUGACUGACAAGACGAAUGAGCUGACCGAUGUCAAGAGGAAUGCAGCAGCUGUCGCCGCGAAAGCUCAGGCUCAGAUGUCAUCGUAA
This is a messenger RNA of Microstroma glucosiphilum, 1158 nucleotides long. RefSeq lists its product as hypothetical. NCBI's taxonomy places the organism in Eukaryota, Fungi, Basidiomycota, Exobasidiomycetes, Microstromatales, Microstromataceae. The transcript has 3 exons. The coding region runs from base 1 to 1158 and encodes 385 amino acids. The record is from RefSeq and is a predicted model, not a curated record.